AUGAAAGCCAUUGUCUUGUCGUUGUUCGCAUGCGUGAUGGCCGCCCCAUCUCGGAGUUCCAUUGAUAAUGAAAUCGUCGGAGAUCCUGCCAUCGACUGUGAUGACUCUUCGGUUGGUCUGACAUUCAAAACGCGAAAACCUUUUUCUGGACGAGUUUACGUGUACGGAAUGGUCGGUGAUGAGAAGUGUAGCAGAGCUUUCGUUGAAAACCGAAAUCAAAGCAGACUAUCAAUGCAUUUCAAAAAUGGUGACUGCACUAUGCAGCGGCAGCGAAUUUCUGGACAAAUUCAGGGUUUGAUGUCAUCGAUUGUAGUGGUCGUAUCGUUUCACGGUACAUUUGUUACAAAAGCCGAUCGCGCCUACAAAUGUAUUUGCUUUUACCGAAAUCAAAAAACCCUAACCAACUCGAUAGGCAAGUCAUUAAUCUUAAACCAACGGCUUUUUCCAGAAAUGUCACCUAUCGGAACCACAGAGCUGCUCAACACAUUGCCUGCACCGACGUGUACAUAUUCGAUCCGUACUCAAGCUCCGGAUGGUCCCAUUCUGAUGAUGGGAACGGUCGGUGAAAAAAUCUAUCAUGUUUGGCAGUGUGACAGUAUCGCCUCCGGUUUUCUCGUUCACAGCUGUUCCGUUGGCGAUGGGCGGGGCGAACGAGUAGAUCUUAUCGAUGUCGAUGGUUGCGCUAUUGAUCCUGCCAUUCAGCCGGACAUUAGUUAUACGAGCCCAAAUAACGCCUUUGUGGAGGUGUUUGGUUACAAGUUCAGUGAUGCCACAGUUCUCAAUUACGAGUGUGUUCUCGAAGUGUGCCGUUCGGUUGAAGAGUGCGAGAACCUCACCCCUCCAAAUUGCAGCCACAGAAAGCAGGAAAUCAAUUUUCCUCACGAGCCUGCUCGUCUAACAAGAGCCACAGAUGUUGGUGGUAAAAGGGGUCAGAUUGAAGUGGCUGCCACUUUAACCAUGGAAGACACGUUGGAUGCUAACACUGUAACAUCUGAGAAGGAACUGCUUGUCCUGGAAAACGAUCAGUUCACCUCUGUCACAUCUACACUGUCUCAAACGAUUUGCUUCCCCACAUCGACCAUCUUAUUUUCUGCGUUGCUGCUCUUCUUCGUUUUUAUUACAUCCACGGUUGCUUUACUAUAUGUUGUUCGUUAUCGUACAUAUAUUGUUAAUCCUAAAGAAUAG
Ostertagia ostertagi is the source of this 1185-nucleotide messenger RNA. The record is from the annotation of a GenBank genome assembly. NCBI's taxonomy places the organism in Eukaryota, Metazoa, Nematoda, Chromadorea, Rhabditida, Trichostrongylidae.